CGGAAGUGUUUAACUCGAUAGUUGGAAACAAACAUGCACCAAUCUAGUUGUUAGUAACUGUCCUGUCGGGACGUUGGCGAUCUAACAAAGCUGGAAAAGUGGAAGCGGAAAGACAAGCGAAAGCAGGAACACCACCUUGCGUGGCUUCAUUAACCCAACGUUAGCUAGUGUUUGCUGCCAAAAUGUUGUCUGAAGGAGGUUCUUUCAUGAAGGGGAUGGUCAUGGGAGGCCUCUUCUGCUUGCUGCUGUCACUCUUGGGGAGUUUCCGCCCUGGCACAGAGCCCAAGACAGAAGAUCAUAACCAUCAUCAUGUCAAGGCCCCGAGUAAAGAUGAGCUGACACAACUCUCUGACAGUCGGGUUCAGGAGUUGAGCAAUCAAGUCCGGGUCUCUUGCAUCAUCAUGGUCCAGCCCAAGUUCCUUGUUUACUGGGCAACUGCAUUGGACACCUGGAGCAAACAUUGUGAUAAGGCUGUGUUUUACACCUCUGAGUCUUCCAAGGCGCUUGAGGCGAUAGACUUGAAUGAAAAAGACGACUGGGCGAGGCUACGUAAAGCUCUGAGGCAUGCUUAUGAGAAUGCUGGAGGCCUGCAGUGGUUCUUUGUUGCACAACCUACCACGUUUGCCAUCAUUGAGAACCUCAAAUACCUUGUGCUCGCGAAGGAUCCGAGCGAGCCCUUCUACCUGGGCAAUGUAAUAAAGUCAGGGGAGCUUGAGUAUGUGUCGUAUGAUAGUGGCAUUGUUCUAAGUUAUGAAGCUCUGAAAAGGCUAGUGCAUGUGUUCCAGGAUGAAGACAAAUGUCCAGAAAGAGGACGUGCCCUGUGGAAGCUGAGUGAGGACAAGCAACUGGCCGUGUGCCUCAAAUUUACAGGGGUCUUUGCAGAGAAUGGAGAAGAUGCACACGGAAAAGGCCUAUUCAACAGCAAAGGUGUAAACAGCCUGAUAAGUGAAAGCAUGAAGGACAACCCCAAUAAUGUGGUGGAGGGCUGCUGCUCCGACAUGGCAGUCACAUUCAGCGGGAUGUCACCAAAUCAAAUGCAGGUUAUGAUGUUUGGGGUAUACAGACUUCGUCCUUACGGCCAUGAUUUUCAUGACUCUUUAGUAUUCAACCCUCCUGAAAAUUCAGAUAAUGACUAGAGACUCAUUCCUGCAAUACGGAUGUGGCAUUUUAAAAGUUUUUGCUUCUGUGAUGGCAAACCUAACUGUGGGAAGAGGUUUUCUAAUUGUAAAACUGCAUCCUGGAUGGAAAUAUAACCCUUUUAUGUAUAUUUUUACCUUUUUCACUUGGCACAAUCAGCACCCUAUUCCUUUGGUGUACGUAAACAUAGUGGAUGGGUGUGCGUCUUUUUGAAUAAAGAUAGAACUGAGACAUAUAUCAAACUUG
This is a messenger RNA of Etheostoma cragini (Arkansas darter), 1383 nucleotides long. RefSeq names its product C1GALT1-specific chaperone 1 (gene c1galt1c1). The transcript is spliced from 2 exons. Lineage: Eukaryota; Metazoa; Chordata; Actinopteri; Perciformes; Percidae. Bases 183 to 1136 code for a protein of 317 amino acids. The record is from RefSeq and is a predicted model, not a curated record. Gene Ontology annotation, molecular function: N-acetylgalactosaminide beta-1,3-galactosyltransferase activity.